Molecule: messenger RNA, 2942 nt
Organism: Mizuhopecten yessoensis (Yesso scallop)
Lineage: Eukaryota; Metazoa; Mollusca; Bivalvia; Pectinida; Pectinidae
Product: dual specificity mitogen-activated protein kinase kinase 5-like
Exons: 18
Coding region: 140-1540 (466 amino acids)
Biological process (GO): protein phosphorylation; MAPK cascade
Molecular function (GO): MAP kinase kinase activity; ATP binding; protein binding
Source: RefSeq, a predicted model, not a curated record
UUUUUUAAUCCCAACGGUUAAUUUUCCGCGUUUUACCCCUAGCCACAGGAAGUAAAGUAGUUGUCUCCCUUGGUAUAGAGAAUGCCGAAUGGUUAACUUAAAAAUGGUUUUACAGACGUAAUCCUGCAGUGGUGUCAACAUGAAUGCCCAACCGCCGUUUACGGUGAGAAUUCGCACAGAACAGGAACAGGAUAUGGACUGGAUGGUACAACCAGGAGAAAUCACAUUCCACCAAGCAUUGGAAGUCAUUUCACAAGUAUUACCACAAGCGUCUAUCACUGCGUUUGAAUAUGAGGACGAGGAAGGUGAUAGAAUCACAGUGAGGAGUGAUGAAGAGAUGAGUACAAUGUUUCAGAUGUAUUUCAGUUUGCUCAGUGAAGAGGACAUGGUUCGAGGAUUGUUACCUCCCCUGAUUAUCUACCCCCGAGUGGGGAAGACAGCAAAAAACAGAAACAUCCAUGGAUUGAAGAUAAAGACUGACAAACAGUCCACAAGUAAACCAGCCAAACUUGUUGCAGGGGUCAAACCAAGUGUAAGUCAGAACACAAACCAAGUUGCAAAUCAGCAACAAAACCAGUAUCAACAACAACAACAACAACAACAACAACAGCAACAACAACAGCAACAGCAGCAGCAACAGCAGCAGCAGCAAAUUCAGCAACAAAAGCAGCAGCAGCAGCAGCAACAACAAAUUCAGCAACCCGGUUACCAACAACCACCCACAAACCCAGUCGGCUAUCAGCCACCAGGUGGAGCCAGUCUUCGCCAGAUUUUGUCAAACAUGGAGAUAGGUGACACUGAUCUACAGGUGUUAGAGUUACUGGGAAAGGGCAACGGAGGUCUAGUCCACAGAGCUUACCACAAACCUACCGGCACCAUUAUGGCUAUCAAGGUAAUGAAACUGGAUGUAGAUGUGGACGUGCAGAGACAGAUCAUCUCAGAAUUAGAAAUACUCAGCAAGUGCAAUUCACCUGCCAUCAUAGACUUCUACAAGGCAUUCUUUGUGGAAAAUAGAAUUUCAAUAUGUACAGAAUACAUGGAUGGUGGUUCUCUGGACCGGUACAAACAGGUGCCCGAGCCAGUCCUCGGACGUAUGGCUGUCUACAUCAUCCAGGGUCUGUGCUACAUGUGGAGCCUCAAAAUAUUACAUAGAGAUAUAAAACCGUCCAACAUUCUAGUCAACACUUCCGGCCAAGUAAAACUUUGUGAUUUUGGUGUCAGUGUUCAGCUGAUAGAGUCGAUCACCAGGACAUAUGUCGGAACUAAUGCUUACAUGGCACCGGAGCGGAUACGAGGAGAAGAGUAUAGCUCACCGGCAGAGGUCUGGAGUCUCGGCUUCAUGCUCUUUGAGCCGAAGUCCUAUGCUACACCGAUGCACCUCCUGAAUAUAAUUGUAUCCGAGGAGCCACCAGAAUUGCCUACUACCAAUUUUUCUCCAGACUUUGUUCAUUUUGUGGCGAACUGUCUGGAGAAAGCAAGGACACUUUCUUUGUUUUUCAAUUUCAAAACUUUUGACGGGUUUGAACUUGACAGGACUUGAAAGUCUUUGCCAAAGCUUGCCAGAAAAUAACAUCUCAAUAGAGAUCCAGCUGCAGCUUACAACCAUCAGAAUGGAAUUUUGAAGUGUAUGGAAAUUCAAAAAAGAUAGCCUGAUACAUGUUUAAAUCAUAUAUAUACCUCAUCAUCUUAAUUAUACUAUUUAUUGAACAGUGCCAAUAUGUUAUGCUGUAAAAAUGAAAUAUGAUUAUAUCAAAUAUGAAUAUGUUUACACCUUAAAAGGUACAUAUUGUUACUUUCACGAGUGUGAUAUCAUCUGAACAUCUUCAGAACAUACACUCUGUAGAUUACUUGAUUCACACAAUACGAUAUGCAUUAAUUUUCGAGUUAAUUCAUAGACUCAUGAAACAUUGUUUGUACGUUGUUUGUGUAUUAGUAAAACUUUGAUAAGGAGUAUAUAACUUAGUUACAUGUACGUGCAGAAAUGUCAAUCUGCAAAAUUAACAAUAAUAUGAAUAACCAUUUAAUUAUUGUCAAGGUUGCCUUGUUUUCCCAUUGGUGUUAUUGUAUAAUUCUGAGCUAAACACCAACUUUUACUUGCUAAUCAGAACUAGAGAAAUUUGUAUCCACUUAGUGCUGCUAUAUUUCAUUACCUGGAAGCCCUGGAACAGGGUCAAACACCAUUCUUGAGAACUGAUUAAUGCAGUAACCUUUGACCUUUUAUACUAGCCUGUGAUUGGAUAUUGUUUGGAUUUUAAAAUGUUUUAUAACAAUUAAGGUCGUGUGUUUACAGUACUAUCCAGUAGGGUAUAUUUCCCUCUUUAAAUUGAGAAGUCAAAUUUAUAUAUCAAAAGUAUAAAAAUUAUGGUUCUUAUCAAUUUCAAGAAGACAAAUGUUGAAACCAUGAGUUUGGGCAUCUUCGCUAGCCAAGGGUUACGAUCCGGUACGAUCCGGUCUUUCUACUCUUAGUUAGACUGUACUGGAUCGUAGCCCUUGGCUAGCGAAAAUGGAGUUUGGGUAGAACGUGAAGCUACAUGUGUGAGAGACUUAUUAGAGACUGUAAUCACUACUACUCUUUAGUAAGUUUAAUCUCAACUGCAAGAAGCUGUCCAGCAUUUUGAUAUUGAUUAGUGUAACUACUGUUUCUUAACAUAAAUGAUGUACUUGAUUUUAACUUUGUUAAUAUGCUAGCAGCCGACAAAUGAGUGCCACAAAGUAAAGGAACAUCACUUUUAUAGGAAAUGACAACGCAGGGCAUUUAGGGGCUUAUUUAUUACCAUGCAAAACCUGUAGUUACUGAAUUCUUGAAAUACAAUAGGCUGGUUGUCCUAUGUCUGUGUUGCUGGUCAACUAGAGUUUAUUUUUAGCCUUUAGACAUUCCUGUAGAUUUCAUGAUGACCCUUUACAUAUGUAUGAACACUUCAAGAAAAUGAAUACAAAAAAAU